CGCCACCAGGCGGACUUCCGGUGUAGAGGUUGAAUGGCGCAUGCGCGACCGGAAGUGUGGGCGGAAGUGAAGGAAGGAGGAAAGAUGGCGGGUUACGGCGUGGCCAACGAGAGGCUGCGGGCGUUGGAGGAGCUGGAGAGAGAGAUCGGGGUCGCGCUGCAGAGCGCGGGGUCGGUGAUCCUGGAGCUGUCCAAGGAGAAGGCCGCAGAGCGGCUCCUGGAGCGCCAGGCCGCGGCCUUUGGGGCGGCUGUGGCCAAAGUGGAGGCCGAGCUGGGGGCACAGAUCCGGUACCUCACACAGGUGGCCACGGGGCAGCCCCACGAAGGCUCCAGUUACGCGGCCAGGAAGGGCUGCCAGCUGGCACUGAACAGGAUGGAGUACGCCAGGAGGAGGAUCGGGGAGCUGCAGAGGGGAUGUCAGCAGCUGCUGGAUGCUUAAUGGGGGGAGAUAGGGGGAGAUAUGGGGA
Messenger RNA from Coturnix japonica (Japanese quail), 466 nucleotides. It is a transcript of the gene MED11, whose product is annotated as mediator complex subunit 11. Gene Ontology annotation, cellular component: mediator complex. Gene Ontology annotation, biological process: regulation of transcription by RNA polymerase II. The record is from RefSeq and is a predicted model, not a curated record. Gene Ontology annotation, molecular function: transcription coregulator activity. NCBI's taxonomy places the organism in Eukaryota, Metazoa, Chordata, Aves, Galliformes, Phasianidae.